Messenger RNA from Gastrolobium bilobum, 2311 nucleotides. Its product is annotated as transcription factor GTE7-like. Bases 230 to 1816 code for a protein of 528 amino acids. NCBI's taxonomy places the organism in Eukaryota, Viridiplantae, Streptophyta, Magnoliopsida, Fabales, Fabaceae. The record is from RefSeq and is a predicted model, not a curated record. The transcript is spliced from 4 exons. Gene Ontology annotation, molecular function: protein binding.
GCGAAAUUCCAAACCCUAAACGCUACGUUAAUAUCUGUUGUCUUCUCUCUCUCGAUCCCGAAACUCUGUCACCUCCGGUGGCGCGUGAGGGAUUUCAACGGCGCGUGAAGAUCUCUUUGGCGCGUGAUUUCUAAUUUACCACUGACUCAUGCCUUGUUCGACCUGCAUUGGGAAACUCAUGCCGGAGCCACGCUGGAAUCUCACCGAACGGCCGUGAUUUUGCACCUCUAUGGCUUCCGCCGUUCUAGCAAACCGGAACGAACCUAAUUGGCCCCAGCAUAGAGGUGGUGGAGCAGGAUUCAUGGGAAAAGUGCCUUUCUCUAACAGUAACCCUAACCCUAACCCUAAAUUUGGGAACAGCAAGAGGACCCAAACGGCGUCCGAUGAUGCUUCCUCCAUCAACCGGCGAUCGAACGAUGUCAAUAACUCCCAGUAUGUGACAUUCAACGUCGCAUCGUACACGAAGAAGGAUCUGAAUGACCUCAAGAAUCGCCUCGUCUUGGAGCUCGAACAGAUUCGGAAACUCAAGAGUCGAAUCGAGUCUGGCGAGUUUCAACCUGGACAGAGCUUCAACGGCCAACCCAAGAAAUCGACGAACAAAAAGAUUUCCGGCAACAAGCGUCCCUUGCCGUUGAAUUCCGCGAAGGAUUUGAAACGGUCGCAUUCGGAUGUUGGGAACUUGAUGAAGGGUUGUGCCCAGGUUUUGCAGAAGCUGAUGAAACACAAACAUGGGUGGAUCUUUAAUGUUCCCGUUGAUGCUGUCGGGAUGGGUCUUCACGAUUACUACGAUAUAAUUAAGCGACCCAUGGAUCUAGGUACCGUGAAAUCGAAUCUCGCCAAGAACAUGUACGCGACCCCUUCGGAUUUUGCGUCUGAUGUGCGAUUGACGUUUAACAAUGCACUGACCUAUAACCCCAAGGGUCACGAUGUGUACACCAUGGCGGAGCAGCUUCUUGCGAGGUUUGAAGAACUGUAUCAGCCGUUGCAUGAGAAAUCUGAAGAAUGGACGAGACAAGAUCGCGAUUAUGACGAGGAAUUGCAGGCCAGUUCGUGGAACCAUGUUGAGCCGGAGAGGGUCAGGAAGAAGGAGACUACGAUUCCUCCUACGAAGUUGUUACAAGAGCCACCGCAAGCCCCCCCUGCAAGUUCUUCCAACCCUCCGCUGUUGCAGUCUCCGGUUCGCACGCCUUCCCCUAUGCGAGCCCCUCCAGUGAAGCCUUUGAAGCAACCCAAGCCAAAGGCCAAGGACCCGAAUAAGAGGGAGAUGAGUCUUGAGGAAAAACACAAGUUGGGAAUUGGGUUGCAGAGUUUGCCUCCAGAGAAAAUGGAACAGGUGGUGCAGAUCAUAAGGAAGAGGAAUGGGCAUUUGAAGCAGGAUGGGGACGAGAUCGAGCUAGAUAUUGAGGCUGUUGACACAGAGACCCUUUGGGAACUUGAUCGAUUGGUUACUAAUUGGAAGAAGAUGGUGAGCAAGAUUAAGAGGCAGGCACUAAUGAGCAAUAUCAAUAACAAUAUGGCAUCAAGCAAAAGCAAUGGGGAAUUGCCUGCUAGUGAGAAGAUUGAUGCUGUGCCAGUUGACGCGAAGAAGCCAAAGAAAGUGGAAGCAGGGGAUGAGGAUGUUGACAUCGGGGACGAGAUGCCAAUGAGUAUGUUCCCCCCUGUGGAGAUUGAGAAAGAUAAAGAUGUCGUUGGAGGCCAUGCAAGUAGUAGUUCUAGUAGCUCGAGCGGUUCAAGUAGUGAUUCCUCGUCGUCAAGUGAUUCGGAUUCAGGGAGUUCCUCGGGGAGUGAUUCUGAAGCAGACAAUGGGCACUCGUAGAAGCCAGGGUUUUUGGAACUAAUGGUCAAACAAGAUCAAUGCGGGUAGGCGGAUGAAGAAAAUGUUUGCUUCAUUUGGCUUCCCUUGAGGGUGCGGCUCGAAUGUAUGCACGAGGUGGUAUGACCAUUGUUGGCUGGUUCAGCGUGGGAGUAGCUGAUUGGAUUUUGGUGCUGAGCCCCCCUGCUCGAGGAUUUGUGGUGUGAGAUAGAUGUAAAUUGGUUCCGGAAACUAAGAGUUAAUCAAAAGCAAUUUGUAGGCAGAAGGUAGACUGAAAUGUGGUGAAAAUCCUUUAGGAUAGAUGCGUUAAAGAUUAGGAAUAGAACGGAGAGAAUUAGUGUUUUUUGAGUUUUAUCUUGUACACAUUACAACAGUAAAUAGAUGGAUGAUCCUCUUUGAAGAAGGCCUUUUGUGGAGCUAUGCUUUAAAAAAAUUUCGUUUUGUAUUGUAUCAAGGACUAGCAAGAUCGUACUUUACCAAGGAAAUUAUGAAAAGAAA